AUGACCAUCUUUUUGGAUCAAUAUGUAAAAAGGGAGUCCGCGACUGUGCCUAUCACGGAGGAUGUGGUGAUCAGUCGUCUUCAGAACACGAAGUCCGGCAGUGGUAUCCUCGAGCUGCUGUUUGAAAGGCGCAAUGCAAAUGAUGAGAUCUCCCCACCCAUCGGGGAGCUCUUGAUAUUGUCAAUCACGAUAAGGGCCCGGAAACGCGCAAGCGGUGAAGAAAUAGGAUCCAUUCUCAAGGUCUUGGGAAACGAAGGUCUGGUGGCCCAAGAUGUUCUGAAAGCCGCAUCCCGCAGCUACAAAGGCGCUGGUGCCAUGCGGUAUCGUCUUUCGCCUUCGGCCGCAGGCUCGAGUGACCGAUGA
Messenger RNA from Aspergillus brunneoviolaceus CBS 621.78, 363 nucleotides. RefSeq lists its product as uncharacterized. The transcript is spliced from 2 exons. Lineage: Eukaryota; Fungi; Ascomycota; Eurotiomycetes; Eurotiales; Aspergillaceae. Bases 1 to 363 code for a protein of 120 amino acids. The record is from RefSeq and is a predicted model, not a curated record.